This is a messenger RNA of Peromyscus eremicus (cactus mouse), 1809 nucleotides long. RefSeq names its product centromere protein T (gene Cenpt). Gene Ontology annotation, cellular component: kinetochore. The coding region runs from base 120 to 1703 and encodes 527 amino acids. Gene Ontology annotation, biological process: mitotic cell cycle; kinetochore assembly; chromosome segregation. The transcript has 13 exons. NCBI's taxonomy places the organism in Eukaryota, Metazoa, Chordata, Mammalia, Rodentia, Cricetidae. Gene Ontology annotation, molecular function: DNA binding; protein heterodimerization activity. The record is from RefSeq and is a predicted model, not a curated record.
CUGUCGGACUACAGUUCCCGUGGGGCCAUGUGGCAGCAUCGCGAGACUUGACUCGAAAGAGGCGGCGGGAAGGCGGCCCUUGCUGCAGCUACAGCAGUUAGGAGGGGUGGGUCCUGAGUAUGGCGGAUCGCUACAGUCUCGACACGGAUCAGACAACACGCACGCUCUUACGGCGCGUGCUGGAUGCAGCAGAUUCGCGCACCCCGAGGCGACGACGGAGUGCUCGUACUAAUGCACAGAGAACUCUGCUUCAAACACCUUCCUCCAAGAAGCAGGGUACACCUUCCUCCAAGAAGCAGGGUAGCCAAACAAGAACAACUGCUAGGAGGCAUUCCUAUGGCACUAGGUCAGGUGGCAGAUUGGCUCAUGUUCAAGCCCAUGGGCACCUGGAGGAACAGACACCCCGGACUCUGCUGAAGAACAUAUUACUAACUGCCCCAGAAUCGUCUAUUGUGAUGCCAGACUCAGUAGUGAAGCCAGUACAAGUACCAGAGAUGGUGGAGUCUUCGAGACGGGAAAGCAGUCCGGGAAGCCUGGAGCUACAGCUUCCUGAACUGGAACCCCCCUCAACCCAGGCUCCAGGUCUCCCAGCCACUGGCAAAAGGAAGCAAAGGCUGAGAUUGUCAGUAUUUCAGCAGGAAGUGAACCAGGGGUUGCCUCUCUCCCAAGAGCCACCUGGGAAUGCUGAUGUUUCAUCCUUGACCAGCUCCUUCAACCUCAGCUUUGUCCCACCUGUUCAGUCACAGUCAAUGAGGAGACCUGGUCUGGCCCGCAGACGUCCCAUACGCCGACCUGUGGAUGUAGGUGCUCUUUUGCAGGAUCUGGAAGAUAAUUCCUUGACCUCAGCUCUUCCAGGUGACACCCACAGAACCUCUGUUGCCACUCUGCCAACGGAUGUAGUGCUGGAAGACACCCAGCCUUUCUCACAGCCCUCGGGUGGCUGCUCCCUCCGAGCGCAUCAUUCUCUGCCCAUCCAUUCUCACUCUGGGGUUGAAGGUGCUGGAAGAGUUGUGGGCUGCAGGCCACAAAGCCCUGGGACCGGGCUGCAGAAGCACAUGAGCAGGACUAGCUUUGGUACUGCUCCUUUACCCUUGUUGGAGCUACAGCCUCAGCCUCCAGAACUAAGAGAAGCGGUAGGAUCCCAGGAGACUGUGGAGGCCAAGGGGCAAGAAGGCUCUUCGGGGGAUGAGGAUACUCCUGGCAGGUCAGCAAGUCCAGAGUUAGCCUCCAGCGCCUAUGACUUCCUCCAGGCUGAGCAGCCACAUCAGCUUCUUGAGCCCCCACCACCACCUGGAGUUGCACUUUCAGAGCCUCUGGAGUCUGUGCCAGCCAGGCUUCCUUCCAGGAAGAGAACUGCAGGUCCUAGGCACCGCCAAGACCCCUACAAGGCUGGACUGAGCUACUAUAUGAAGCUCUUUAGCUUCUAUACUAAGAUGCCUGUGGAGAAGAAGGCACUGGAGAUGGUGGAGAAGUGCCUAGACAAGUAUUUCCAGCACCUUUGCAAUGACCUGGAGGUAUUUUCUGCUCAUGCUGGCCGUAAGACUGUGAAGCUAGAGGAUUUAGAGCUGCUGUUGCGACGGCAGGGACUAGUCACGGAUCGAGUCUCGCUGCACGUGCUUGUGGAGCGGUACCUGCCCUUAGAGUACCGGCAGCUACUCAUCCCCUGUGCAUUCAGCGGCAAUUCUGUCUUCCCUGCCCAGUAGUGGCCAGCCCUUAACACUUGCCCUCUCCCUUCCUUGGACAACUUGGACCCACACAAUCAUCAAGGUCUCCUUCUCAUCUCCUAGCCCCAAUAAAGUCUCACAAAUG